AUGGAGAAACCGAACUCUCUCUGUCAUCUCCUGCUGAUCAUUGUACUCCUUCCACUCUGGUUAUCACUUGCAGCAGCAGCAGCAGCCGCCUCUGAAUCAACCAUCAAAUAUCUCCCUGGUUUUGACGGCCCUCUACCGUUUGACUUGGAAACAGGAUAUGUCGGAGUGGGAGAAAAAGAGGAAGCUCAGCUGUUCUACUACUUCGUUAAGUCGGAGGGCAAUCCCGUGGAUGAUCCAGUGGUGCUCUGGCUCACCGGCGGCCCCGGCUGCUCUGCUUUAUCCGGUCUCGUUUAUGAAAUCGGUCCGAUGAACUUCGAGAUUGUUGAGUACAAUGGGAGCUUGCCGUCACUCGUCUUGAAUCCGGAUUCAUGGACACAAGCGGCUAGUAUAAUCUUUGUAGAUAUGCCUGUUGGGACGGGAUUUUCCUAUGCAACGUCGAUCGAAGAAUCCCAAUCAAGUGACUUCUUACAAAUUCAACAAGCUUAUGAGUUCCUUAGAAAGUGGCUGAUCGACCAUCCGGAGUUUAUUACGAACCCGGUGUACGUUGGCGGGGACUCUUUUUCUGGGCUCAUUGUUCCAGGCGUAGUUGCCAAUAUCUCAGAUGGGAAUGAGGAGGGCAAGAUUCCAUUCAUAAAUCUCAAGGUUCUUGUUAAUUCUUUUAAUUUGUUGAACCAACUCAAGUUCGUUGUUGUUCUUUUUCCUUUCCUGAUGGAGUGUCAACUAUAUGACCACCGGUUGCGACUCUAUGAAUACUUGACAAAUUUAUUGACCAAAUGUUCGGGGUAUUUGCUAGGAAAUGCUGCAACAGAUCCCCUCUUCGAGAACAACUUCGAAAUCCCAUAUGCAUUUGGCCAUGCAAUCAUCUCUUAUGAACUCUAUCAGUCGUUGAAGAGAAACUGUGAAGGGAAUUACAAAAUCCCUGACCCCAGCAAUUCCGCGUGUUUGACAAAUAUGAAAGCCUAUAAUGAGGCUACUGCUGGGAUUAACCAUGCACAAAUUUUGGAGCCACAAUGUGCAUAUGCUUCCCCAAAGCCAAUGGAGAUACUGUAUAGGAAAAGAUACCUGAAGGAUCAAUUUCAAGGAUUCCUGGAGCUAAAUGAUAGACUCCCCACAAUCGGCUGCCACACUUAUGGAUAUCUGCUAUCAAAGUAUUGGGCCAACGACAAAUCUGUCCAAACAGCACUUCAUAUCAAAGAGGGGAGUAUAGGGACAUGGCAGAGAUGUAAUUAUGGAUUGCCAUAUGCACAUCAGAUUUUUAGGAGUGUUGAUGAUCACCUGUACCUUUCCGAAAAAGGCUAUCGUUCAUUAGUCUACAGUGGGGAUCAUGACAUGAUGGUGACGUACUUGGGUACCCAAGCAUGGAUAAGAGCUCUCAACUUCUCCAUCGUAGACGAUUGGAGAUCGUGGCACGUCGAAAACCAAGUUUCAGGGUAUACAAGGACUUACUCUAACAAGAUGACAUUUGCAACCGUUAAGGGAGGAGGGCAUACGGCUCCAGAGUACAAAUCCCACGAGUGUUUUGCAAUGUUUAGAAGCUACAUUGGGGUGGGAGAAGCAGAGGAAGUGCAGCUGUUCUACUACUUUGUGAAGUCGGAGAGAAAUCCAGAGCAAGACCCACUUCUCCUCUGGCUCACCGGCGGCCCCGGCUGCUCUGCCCUUUCAGGCCUAGCCUUCGAAAUCGGUCCCCUUCGCUUUCAAGUAGCGGAAUACAACGGAAGCUUGCCGACUUUGCUCUACAAUCCCGACUCCUGGACAAAGGUUUCCAGCAUUAUAUUUGUAGACUCACCAGUUGGGACGGGAUUCUCUUACGCGACAACCAACUCGACUGCAAUUCGACCGAGUGACAUUGUUCAAGUUUCUCAUGCUGAAGAAUUCCUCAGAAAAGUUGGAAAUGAAAAUGGCGUCCAGCCAUUCGUAAAUCUCAAGGGAUACAUGAUUGGGAACCCAGUAACAGGUGGUGGAUUUGACAACAACGCACAAAUUCCAUUUGCACAUGGGAUGGCACUCAUUUCUGAUGAACUUUACCAGUCACUGGAGGAAAGCUGCGGGGGAGAGUACGAGAGAAUAGAUCCCACCAACUUGGAAUGCCUCAACAACUUAAAGGCUUUUCGCCAACCACAAUUUUACUCGUACUUGAUUUGCAAAUACUGGGCUGAUGAUGUACACGUCCGCAGAGCGCUUCACGUCCGAGAGGGGACAAUAGAUGGGUGGAUCAGAUGUAAUUAUGGGUUGGGUUAUGUCAGUGAUAUUCCAAGCAGCUUCGAGUACCAUGUUUAUCUUUCAACCAAGGGAUAUCGUUCAUUGAUCUACAGCGGAGACCAUGAUAUCGUGGUGCCAUUUUUGGGGACACAGACAUGGAUUCGAGCUUUGAACUAUUCCAUUGUGGAAGAUUGGAGAUCAUGGCAUGUGGAAGGCCAAGUUGCU
Linum tenue is the source of this 2424-nucleotide messenger RNA. The record is from the annotation of a GenBank genome assembly. NCBI's taxonomy places the organism in Eukaryota, Viridiplantae, Streptophyta, Magnoliopsida, Malpighiales, Linaceae.